Messenger RNA from Stegastes partitus (bicolor damselfish), 718 nucleotides. RefSeq names its product peptidylprolyl isomerase C (gene ppic). The transcript has 5 exons. Gene Ontology annotation, molecular function: peptidyl-prolyl cis-trans isomerase activity; cyclosporin A binding. Gene Ontology annotation, biological process: protein folding; protein peptidyl-prolyl isomerization. Lineage: Eukaryota; Metazoa; Chordata; Actinopteri; Pomacentridae. The record is from RefSeq and is a predicted model, not a curated record. The coding region runs from base 100 to 558 and encodes 152 amino acids. Gene Ontology annotation, cellular component: cytoplasm; intracellular membrane-bounded organelle.
UUUCCCGGCCAGCCUGCCAGCUGUGCGCCGCUCCGUGACUUCUCCGCCCUCUCCGUCAUCUCCACCGGGGCCUGCCGCCGCCGUCUCCGGGAGACACUCAUGGAGCUCCGGUCGAUGCUCGCCGCCGUCCUGCUGCUGUCCGCCGCCUCGCUGCAGCCGGUGUCCGCCGCGGCGUCGCGGACGGGACCGAAAGUCACCGAGAAGGUGUUUUUCGACAUCACGGUGGCGGGUCACGAGGUCGGCCGAAUCGUCAUCGGCCUGUUCGGCGAGGUCGUCCCUCUCACUGUCAAUAACUUCGUCGCCCUGGCAACCGGAGAGAAAGGUUACGGCUACAAAGGCACCAAGUUCCACCGAGUCAUCAAGGACUUCAUGAUCCAGGGAGGAGACUUCACGGCCGGAGACGGGACCGGAGACACACUGAAGUACAACUCGGUGGUUCACACCAUCGAGCUCCAGGACACCAACGACAGGAACCUGCCGUACACCGAGUGCGUGAUCGUCAACAGCGGCCGGAUCCCCGUCAAGGAGCCCUUCGUGGUGGAGGUGGAGGGCUGGUAGAGCCGCCUGACAGGAAACAUGAGCGUACACCGGCGGUCGAUCGGGAGUCACACUUACAGCGUGCCAAAUUCACAUUUACACUGCUUUAGCAUGUUAGCAUCCUGAUGCUAGCAUGUUAGCAUGGAGGUGACGGUCAUUUCUUAUAAAAAAAUAUCUGAGU